Molecule: messenger RNA, 1524 nt
Organism: Lodderomyces elongisporus
Lineage: Eukaryota; Fungi; Ascomycota; Pichiomycetes; Serinales; Debaryomycetaceae
Gene: VPS52
Product: Vps52p
Exons: 1
Coding region: 1-1524 (507 amino acids)
Biological process (GO): retrograde transport, endosome to Golgi; endocytic recycling; Golgi to vacuole transport
Cellular component (GO): GARP complex
Molecular function (GO): syntaxin binding
Source: RefSeq, a predicted model, not a curated record
AUGACAAUAGCAGUGCUUGAAAAAAUACUACCACUUGAUACGAACCAUGGUGCAGGUGUUGAGGCUAGUCCCCACGCUGAAGCUAACCGAGCGGACACUUCUGAAUCGGAAUUGAAACAUCCCACCAAGGAACUCGACAGCGAAAGCCUCGUCGAAUUGAUGGCCGACUUUCGAGCUUACAACAAACAGCUUGCAAAAUCACGACAUGAUCUCGAACCCAUUGGCAAGCUAUUAAACACAUUUUCAAAGGACUUGAAAGAACUAUCUUCAAGUCUCGUUGACUUGGAAAAACAAUCAAAUGAUCUUACGCAGGACUCGAAAUUCAACAAAGAAGUCACCAAACGCCUCGAACAAGUAAUUCAGCAAAAAGUGCUUCCACCAGAUGCAAUCAAAGACAUACUCAAAGAAGAUUUAUCAAAUCAUUACCUUGAAAAAGUACAACUCGUACUAGAAAAAGCACUGCCCGAUGCAGCUACCCUCAUUGAAGCAAAAGUGAUGGAGAGGUUCCGUGACUUUAUGAUUGAAAAAAUUCGGUCACUAAGAGCUGAACGGAGCACUCCGUCACAAAACGUCCAGCAACAGCUUCUCGAAGCAAACAAUUUAUACGUGUUUUUGCAAGUACGACAACCCGUUUUGGCAGACCAAUUGAAGCAAGCCUAUUUCCAUACCAUGCGUUGGUACUACAAGAGCAAGUUUGCAAAGUAUAUUUAUGCAUUGGAGAAAGUACAACGCAAGCCACUGGAUGGACCAGUCUUUCUCCGUCCUAUUAUUUUAUCGUCAUUUGAACAACGACUUAAAGCACUAGGGACAAAAGAGCGAUGCAUUCCGUCGCAGUUGGCAGAAACAAUUCCAACAACAUAUUACAUGGAGUUUAUACUACGUCAAUUCUUGACCGCGCUCGAAGACAAUGCAACAGCCGAGUAUUACUUUGUUGUUGAGUUUUUCCACCACGGAGAGGAAAAAGACCAUUCAUGGGUUUCGGAAGUGUUUGGUGAUGUAUUUGACUUGAGCACCAGUUUCCUUCAAUAUUUGGUCAACGGCACAAGCGAUAUAUUUGGAAUUUUAUUGCUGAUAGAAGCUAUACAACAGGCGCGGGAAAGACUAACCAACAACCAUGUUCCUAUAAUAGAUGCGCAUCUAAAUUCGUUGCUUUUACAGCUUUGGCCAAUGGUUACUCGAAACAUAGACCUCAAUUGUGAAUAUCUCAAGCGCAAUAUUGUGAAAACGCCCAAGUCAUUAGCACCAUUGCAAAUAAGUCAGCAGUUUGGUCUUUUUUAUCUGGCCUUGCUCAACUUUAGAGAAGACCAUGGACCCAUUAGUCUGCGGAUAGGUAGAGUUCGAGACGAUUUUGAGAAUGGACUUACAAAAGCUAGCGCUCACUUUAAAGGUGUAAACCGAGAGAUUUUCCUCUACAACAAUUACUUUUUGGUGUUAAAUAUUUUAAAAAAUGAGGCUGCUGAAGCUGAAGCCGAAAUUAAACAUUUUCAAUCACUUGCUGACGCGUACCUGACAACACGUUCGUGA